ACACAAACAAACACUGAAAGAGUCAUACAUUUGAAUAACGUUUGAAUUGUAGUCACAUUUUGGUCACUAAUUGUCACCAAAAGCAGGUGUUGUGUGAAUCGGUGGCAAUGAACCCGAGCCUCACGAAUGUGGCCCAUCCCGGGGCUCUCGUCAGCAAAAAGAAAAAGGCUUUCAUAGGACUACCGGCGCCGUUGGGUUAUGUGGCCGGAGCCGGAAGGGGCGCGACCGGAUUCACGACCAGAAGCGAUAUCGGUCCGGCCAGGGAUGCCAGUGAUGUCCCGGAUGACAGACACGCGCCGCCCAAACCGAAGAUCGUUCGCAAGAGUGGAGACAAAAAGGGCGACGAAGAAGAGGAAGACGAGGAAGACUUGAAUGACGCGAAUUACGAUGAGUUCAACGGUUACGGCGGAAGUCUUUUCAGUAAAGAUCCGUACGAUAAGGACGACGAAGAAGCGGAUCAGAUAUACGAAUCAAUUGAUAAACGUAUGGAUGAAAAGCGCAAAGAAUAUCGAGAAAACAAAUUGAGGCGAGAAUUAGAGCGCUAUCGACAGGAAAGACCGAAAAUACAGCAACAGUUCUCUGACCUGAAGAGAGACUUGAAUGCCGUCACAGAAGACGAGUGGCGAACCAUUCCAGAGGUCGGCGACGCCAGGAAUAAGAAGAUGAGAAAUCCUCGCGCAGAGAAAUUCACUCCCGUUCCCGACUCUAUACUCGCGCACAACUCGUCCAUCGGUUCCGGAGAGACUGUGGUCUCCAUUGACCCGCGAACAGGGCUUAAGACACCGAUGACUGCGGGCACGUCGACGGGUUUGAUGACUCCGGGAGGGUUUGUCACUCCAGGGAAUCUGGAUUUGCGUAAAAUAGGUCAGGCGAGGAACACUCUCAUGGAUCUGAAGCUCAAUCAGGCAUCAGAUUCGGUCACCGGUCAGACGGUCGUCGACCCGAAGGGAUACUUAACUGAUUUACAGUCAAUGAUUCCAAGCCAUGGCGCAGAUAUC
This is a messenger RNA of Medioppia subpectinata, 998 nucleotides long. The record is from the annotation of a GenBank genome assembly. NCBI's taxonomy places the organism in Eukaryota, Metazoa, Arthropoda, Arachnida, Sarcoptiformes, Oppiidae.